Molecule: messenger RNA, 3725 nt
Organism: Cercospora beticola
Lineage: Eukaryota; Fungi; Ascomycota; Dothideomycetes; Mycosphaerellales; Mycosphaerellaceae
Gene: IRE1
Product: bifunctional endoribonuclease/protein kinase IRE1
Biological process (GO): mRNA processing; protein phosphorylation; IRE1-mediated unfolded protein response
Cellular component (GO): IRE1-TRAF2-ASK1 complex
Molecular function (GO): ATP binding; protein serine/threonine kinase activity; RNA endonuclease activity
Source: RefSeq, a predicted model, not a curated record
CCGCCCGCCACUCUUUCAACCUCUCGUCUUCCAACACUUUCUCACCUCAUCCCACCCACCGCCCUCCUCUCGCACACCGGACCUCCCACUACCGCGAGCGACGCCGUUCCCGCCAUUGUUGCCGAUGAACCUGUUCAUGGCAACAUGGUGUCUGGACACCCACCCGGUUCGCACGCCCAAGUGCGAGUCCGCCAUUUGCUUUUCCUGUCGCUCCUCCUCCCCGUAGCGGCUGCCCUGCAGAAGCAGCCCGAACACUACCACUCCUCUCACCACUCCGCCGCCGCCCUCCAGGAUGGCGACAUCGCCGAUGCCGCUCCCGCCGUGGACGAGCACUGGCAGCACACUGUCGGCAGGCAGCUGCACCAAGAGGUCUCGGUGAAGCACAAAGCCCAGAAGAACACCAACGUCGACGCCGACGACGACGACGACAACACCCACAACGAAAAACACAAGAAAGCGCGGAUCUCCCAGGUCCACCAGCGCGCCCUUGCGACUGUGUCUCCAGCCGAAUCGAACCACGACGCGGCUGUUCGAGCACCUCCUGCACAAUGGUCGACGGCUGCCUCCAGCGCCGGUCUGGCCUCGCGACAACCGGCGCGAUCACUGCAGGAUUGGCAAGUCGAGGAUCUCAUGCUCCUGGCGACUGUGGAUGGGAAGCUCUACGCACGCGACCGCGGCACCGGUGCCCCACGAUGGCAGCUGGAAGCUGACGGAGAGAUGGUGCAAGUCAUCAGGCACCCUCACAACAAGACGUACAACGCUCUUGGACAAGAGGUCGUCGAACCUCGAUUCGUCAUUGAGCCGAGCCAGGAUGGCGCUCUGUAUGUUCUGCAACCGCAUUACGGGCUGCAGAGGCUUCCGUAUACCGUGAAGGAGCUUUCUGAAGCCGCGCCCUUCGAGGAGACGGGACAUCUCGGCGUCACAUAUACUGCCGAGAAGAAGAAUACCCUAUACCACAUCGACGCACGAACCGGCAACGUGCUCAAGACCUUUCAACCGGGAGGCUCAUUCGUGAACAAGGAUCAGAGUUGCCGCAGAGUUAGCCCACUGGACGACGUCCUUGGUGAUAGCGAGUGUGAGACACAGGGAACCAUUGUGCUUGGACGCACCGAGUACACGAUUGGCAUCCAGAAUAGAGCCACGGGAGAGCCUGUCGAAACUAUCAAAUACUUCGAGUGGACAGGCAACACCCGUGAUAACGACCUACGCAACACGUACGACAAGACGAUGGACGAGAAAUAUGUCUACUCCUCGUGGAAUGGACGCAUCAACGGCAUCGACACGAGCUCUGCCAAUCCAUACAGAAAGCCGGACUUUACUCAGGUCUUCGCUUCACCAGUGGUCAGAGUUUUCGACAUCAUCCGACCGAAAUCAGAUCCCUCGGGCGAUGCUUCACUAGCUGUGCUACCACAGCCAAUACCGCCGGCUGCCAACGCGUUUGCCGGACUGGAGGACGAAGAGGAUUACGAUCCGGUCUAUGUCAACCGCACUCGUUCUGGCAGUUGGUUCGCCCUUUCCGAAAAGCAGUACCCAUCUGUCACAUACCGAGCACCCGUGGUACCCAGCAUUGAAUACGAGGGACGCUGGAGGAAAGAAGAUUUCGCCGGCGUGUACAACCUCCCGCAGGAAGGAUACUCGGGUGGACAGCUGCUCGACGGAAACCAGGUGCCAUUGAUUGAUGCUGCACCAGCAGUCGAAUCCAGAGCAGCCUCGCCGGGAGCAAUGGACACGCCGUUGUCGUCGCCCAAGAAGAGCUCGUUCGAUCUGACCUUGCUCACUGGCCUAGUGCUUGGCUUCGUUAUUGCCAUCUGCACGACUGGCGGUGUUGCUCUGUACAAAUGGCCAGAGACCCGAACAUUGUUACUCCCACAGAAGCCGACCAUGCAGAUGCCGGUCGCCGACGCUCUCACUGUGCCACCUGAGGAGCAACCAGCCAUACGUGAGAACGAGCCUGCAGAAGAAAUGGCUUUCGCUCAGCCACCGAAUGCCGAAAAGGAACCAGUGACUGCCAAGGUGCACUUUGACUUGCCUACCGAGAAACCGGAGACGCUCGAGAGGGCAGAAUCGAACGAAGCAGACGCUGAUGAGGAGGGCAAGGAGAGUGAGGAAAAAGAAGGCGAGACCAAGCCUCAGAAGAAGAAGGCCACACGUGGCAGACGAGGUGGCCGCAAACAAAAGGAGAAAGAACAAGCCCGAGAGGCAGCUCGAGAAGCCAAGAGAACGGACUCGCCUUUGCAGAGUCCUGCAGCUGUCAAGAUCGUUAGCGUUGCCAAGUCUGAAAGUGCAGACAUGUCAGGCCCGAUGAGUAUCAACAACCUGACCAUUUACACCGACAAGGAGAUUGGCCGAGGCAGUGGAGGUACCAUCGUCUAUCAAGGUUCUUGGGAGAACCGCGAUGUCGCCGUCAAGCGCAUGCUGUCUCAGUACUACGAGCUCGCUGCGUCUGAAGUCAACUUCCUGCAGCAGAGUGACGAUCAUCCCAACGUGGUGCGUUACUUUUGCCGGCAAAGAGACGACCAUUUCCUAUAUAUUGCUGUUGAAUUAUGCCAGGCAAGCUUAUUCGAUGUGUGGGAGCCAGAGAAAGCCAAGACAGAAGAGUUGCGAGCAGAACGGCGGAAGCUCAAGCUCGCGAUUCAGCAAGACAUGAACAGGACACUGCAACAGCUCGCAGCUGGCCUGCAUCAUCUACACAAGCUCCGCAUCAUACAUCGCGACAUCAAGCCCCAGAACAUUCUCGUUGCGUACCCGAAGAAGACUCAGCCACCGGGUACAACUCGCUUGGUUAUCUCAGAUUUUGGUCUUGGUAAGAACUUGCCAGAAAACAUGAGCACGCUCAUUGAUCCUACGGGCAACGUCGGAACAUCAGGCUGGAAGGCUCCAGAGCUCAUCACACAGCCUGGCGAGAAGACGGACAGCACACACAGCAGAGGAGCGUCUGGCAGUGAUAGUGCCAACCCAAGUGCGAAUGUUCCUGGUGUCAGCAGUGUGAAGCGUGCCGCCGACAUCUUUUCCCUUGGUUGCCUCUUCUUCUGGGUCCUGACUGACGGCGUGCAUCCUUACGAGGACGAGACGGGUUGGCAAGGUCUGCGUGAGAAGAAUAUUAAGUGUGACAAAAAGAACAUGGAGCCUUUGGAACGCUGGUCGGACGCUUACGAGCCAUUCCAAUUGAUCACGAGCAUGUUGUCACCCCAACCCGAGAAGCGACCAUCUGCUCAAGAAGUCUUGAACCAUCCUUACUUUUGGUCACCUGAGCGAAGGCUGGCGUUCUUGUGCGACUGCUCUGAUCACUUCGAACGUGAAGAGCGGGGAACAUGGGAAGACAACUACGCUGGGGAUUCCUACAACCUGCGCUUGCUGGAGAGCAAGGCUGAGGAAGUCAUUGGCAGGCAGAUGGACUUCUUGGCAAAGCUCGACGGCUUCUUCGUGCAGACGCUGGGCAAGCAACGCAAAUACACCGGCAGUCGAUUCUUGGAUCUCCUUCGUGCACUGCGGAACAAGAAGAACCACUAUGAGGACAUGCCAGAGGAUGUCAAGAAGCGCAUAGGUCCCUUGGAUGGCGGAUAUUUGAGUUACUGGUGCAAUCGAUUUCCGCGACUUCUCAUGGCUUGUCACGAGGUCAUUCAGGAAGCUGGACUGCAUGAUAGUGAUCGGUUCAAGAAGUACUUUGGGCUGGGAAGUGAUUGAGUAGGUCCGUAGUGUGGUCAAUUUGUUCUUUUGGCUCAUCA